AUGGACAACGGCAAGGUUCGGUUAGGUUACAACACAAUAGGUUUUAAUGACUGCAGUUCUCUAUAUAAUUUCAUUCUGCAUUGCUGUGACAGUGACAGUGACAUGUAUCUGGACGUGAAGGCAGCCGAGGCCGGCGCCAGGACCUCCAAGACGCACAAGCGGGGCCUGCACGGCCUCAUCGGGGACCCCUACCACUUCGACCUCCACCACGAACACCACGGCCACCACCACGGCGUGUUCCUGGGCGAGCCCCACGUCGAGAGCGUGGUCAUCACCAAGGAGGUCCCCGUCGGCAUCCCGCAGCCGUACGCCGUCCCCGUGGUGAAGCACGUGCCCGUGCCCGUCAAGGUCCACGUGGCCGUGCCCGUGGACAGGCCGGUCCCCGUGCACGUCAUCAAGCCCUACCCCGUGCACGUGGACAGGCCCGUGCCCUACGCCGUGGAGAAGCACGUCCCCUACCCCGUGCACGUCCCCGUCAAGGUGCCCGUCGCCGUGCCCGCGCCCUACCCCGUCGUCAAGCACUACCCCGUGCACGUGGCCGUCGAGAAACCCGUCGCCGUGCCGCACCCCGUGCCCGUGUACAUCAAGGAGCACGACCACCACCACCACCACUACCCCGAGCUGCACCACCACUACCCCGAGGUGCACCACCACCAGGAGAUCCUGCACCACGGCCACCACGACCACUACGGCCACGACCACGCGUCGUCGUACAGCUACAGCCACUUCAGCCACCACAUGGUGAUGCUGUUGGUGGCGGUGGCGGCGGCGGCCGCGGAGGACGUCGAGAAGGACACGAAGUCGAGCAGCAAGGAGAAGCGCGGCGUGUUCGGCCUCGGCUACCCGGGACUCCACGGCCACUACGCCUACGCGCCCCUGCACCACGCGCCAGUGCACCACGUGCCAGUGCACCACGUCAUCAAGGAGGUGCCCGUCGGAGUCCCGCACCCGGUGCCCGUGCCCGUCAUCAAGCACGUAGCCGUGCCCGUCAAGGUGCCGGUGGCCGUGCCCGUGGAUAGGCCCGUCCCCGUGCCCGUCAUCAAGCCCUACCCCGUGCACGUGGACCGGCCCGUGCCCUACGCGGUGGAGAAGCCCGUGCCCUACCCGGUGCACGUCCCCGUCAAGGUGCCCGUCGCCGUGCCCGCGCCCUACCCCAUCAUCAAGCCCUACCCCGUGCACGUGGCCGUCGAGAAACCCUACCCCGUGCACGUCCCCGUCAAAGUGCCCGUGCUCCACGACUACCAUCACCACCACCAUCUCGACCACCAUUUCGACCACCAUCACCACCACUUUUCCCAGUCGCGAAUCUGGUCGUGUCAGUGUAGGGUGUGUGUCCAGCAGCGUCUCGCCAUGCGUCUGCUGAUUGUUCUAGUGCUGGCGGCGGCCGUGCUGGCCGAGGACGUGACCCCCACCAAGAAGGACAAGCGCGGGCUGAGCAGCCUGGACCUGGGCGGCCUGGAGCUCGGGGGGUACGGCCACAGCAGCCUCGACCUCGGCCCCAGUCUGGGCCACGGCCUCGACCUGCCCGGCCUCUCGUACGGCCACGGCGCCAUCAUCGGGGAGCCCCGGGUGAAGAGCAUCCUCAUCGAGAAGGAGGUCCCCGUCGGCAUCCCCGCGCCCUACGCCGUCCCCGUCGUGAAGCACGUGCCCGUGCCCGUCAAGGUGCCGGUGGCCGUGCCCGUGGACAGGCCCGUGCCCGUGCCCGUCAUCAAGCCCUACCCCGUGCACGUGGACCGCCCCGUGCCCUACCCGGUGGUCAAGCCCGUGCCCUACCCGGUCAAGGUGCCCGUCAAGGUGCCCGUCGCCGUGCCCGCGCCCUACCCCGUCAUCAAGCACGUGCCCUACACCGUGCCCGUGGAGAAGCCCUACCCCGUGCCCGUCAAGGUGCCCGUCUACAUCAAGGAGCACGACAGCUACGGCCACGACUACGGCCACUACCUGUAAAGUACAAUCUGUGAGGAGUCAUCGUCUUGUUGCCAUUUCCAUUAGUCGUAUCGUGUGUAAAUAAAAGUCAUCGUCCCACUUCCCCCAA
Molecule: messenger RNA, 2032 nt
Organism: Thrips palmi
Lineage: Eukaryota; Metazoa; Arthropoda; Insecta; Thysanoptera; Thripidae
Exons: 8
Coding region: 1-1944 (647 amino acids)
Source: RefSeq, a predicted model, not a curated record